AGUAGUCUGUUCCCGAAGGCCGAGUGCGGCCUGCUCGUUGUGGUGAGCGUCAGGGACACCCUGUCUCAUGCGACACCAUGCAAACACCAUGCACCGUCCAAGGAGUCCGCCACAAGAUGGUCGUAUCGAGGGGUACCGGACGCUCGCUGAUGAUACACAGUUCGGAGGAGCCGAGCGCGCCUGGAGCAGAAGCUGCCGCAAGCAUGAUUCGCCAAUUCGUCGAGUGUGACGCAGUGGCUUCUUCACACAUCCACCCGCGUGACACGCUGCCAUGUUUGUUGACGAUGCUGAACUACACCAAGGCUGAGUGCAACAGUGACACAGACAACGCGGCAACUGCCUUUCGAGGCUACACGCGAGUGGGCAUCCUGCUGCCUCGAACUGCAAGGAGUGUCACACGUCAUCGUUGGAAAUGUACCUGAGCAACACCGUCGGCUACCAAGUCCGUGUCACGAAACAGCUGCUAACGAACUGCUGACGUAUAUUCGCCUGUACAGUGGGCAUCCUGAUACGUCGAACUGCAAGGAGUGUCACACGUCAUCGUUGGAAAUGUACGU
This is a messenger RNA of Dermacentor silvarum, 557 nucleotides long. RefSeq lists its product as uncharacterized. Lineage: Eukaryota; Metazoa; Arthropoda; Arachnida; Ixodida; Ixodidae. The record is from RefSeq and is a predicted model, not a curated record. The transcript is spliced from 4 exons. The coding region runs from base 78 to 422 and encodes 114 amino acids.